Molecule: messenger RNA, 7260 nt
Organism: Striga hermonthica
Lineage: Eukaryota; Viridiplantae; Streptophyta; Magnoliopsida; Lamiales; Orobanchaceae
Source: the annotation of a GenBank genome assembly
AUGUACAACAGCGGGCAGGAUAUGUGGGGAAACAAUAUGAGUAAUCCGGCGCCGCCGGGGACGAGCGGAAGUGGAGCCAUGCCGCCGAUGAUGGCUCCGCCCGGGACCAGCGGAGCACAGCCUGUUCUGCCGCCGGUGCCGUCUUCGCAGCCGUCCUACACUGUUGUUCCAACCGAGUCUCAGCUGGACGAGAGGGCAAGGAAGUGGAUGCAGCUCAACAGUAAGCGUUACAGUGAUAAACGGAAGUUUGGAUUUGUUGAGACGCAGAAGGAGGAUAUGCCUCCAGAACAUGUCAGAAAAAUCAUUAGGGAUCAUGGUGACAUGUCAUCGAAGAAAUAUCGCCAUGAUAAGCGCGUGUAUUUAGGAGCUCUCAAGUUUGUACCUCAUGCUGUAUACAAACUUCUUGAGAAUAUGCCAAUGCCUUGGGAGCAGGUUCGUGAAGUGAAGGUUCUGUACCAUAUUACUGGGGCUAUUACAUUUGUCAAUGAGAUUCCAUGGGUCGUUGAACCUAUCUAUUUGGCUCAGUGGGGUACCAUGUGGAUUAUGAUGAGAAGAGAGAAGAGAGAUCGUCGUCAUUUCAAGAGGAUGCGUUUUCCACCAUUUGAUGAUGAGGAGCCUCCACUAGAUUAUGCUGAUAACCUCCUUGAUGUGGAUCCUUUAGAGCCCAUUCAGUUGGAACUGGAUGAAGAAGAGGAUUCAGCUGUCUACACUUGGUUCUAUGAUCAUAAACCACUUGUGAGGACAAAGCUAAUUAAUGGACCUAGUUAUCGGAAAUGGCAUCUCUCACUCCCGAUUAUGGCAACACUUCACCGACUUGCCGGGCAAUUGCUCUCAGAUCUAAUUGAUCGCAAUUAUUUUUACCUUUUUGACAUGGAGUCAUUCUUCACAGCCAAAGCUCUGAACAUGUGCAUCCCUGGUGGUCCUAAGUUUGAGCCCCUGUAUCGUGACAUGGAGAAAGGAGAUGAGGACUGGAAUGAAUUUAAUGACAUAAAUAAGCUGAUCAUCCGCUCGCCUUUGAGGACUGAGUACAGGAUUGCAUUCCCCCAUCUUUAUAAUAAUAGGCCAAGGAAAGUAAAGCUUAGCAUCUAUCAUACUCCUAUGGUGAUGUACAUUAAAACGGAGGACCCUGACUUGCCUGCGUUCUAUUACGAUCCUUUGAUUCACCCCAUAACAAGUACAAACAAGGAUAGGCGGGAUAAGAAGAUUUAUGAAGAAGAUGAUGAAGAUGAUUUUGUCUUGCCAGAGGGAGUUGAACCAUUACUAACAAGCACUCCUAUAUAUACUGACACUACUGCGGCAGGGAUUUCAUUAUUGUUUGCCCCGAGGCCCUUCAACAUGCGAUCUGGUCGGACGAGGCGUGCUGAAGAUAUCCCUCUGGUGUCUGAGUGGUUCAAGGAGCACUGUCCUCCAUCAUACCCUGUCAAAGUUCGCGUCAGUUACCAGAAACUUUUGAAGUGCUUUGUGUUGAAUGAACUCCAUCACAGACCCCCCAAGGCUCAGAAGAAGAGGCACCUCUUCAGGUCUCUCCAAGCUACAAAGUUUUUCCAGACCACCGAACUUGAUUGGGCUGAAGCAGGUCUGCAAGUCUGUAAGCAAGGGUAUAAUAUGCUGAACCUGCUGAUCCAUAGAAAAAAUUUGAAUUAUCUCCACCUCGACUACAAUUUUAACUUGAAACCUGUGAAGACCCUUACCACUAAGGAACGAAAAAAAUCACGUUUUGGUAAUGCCUUCCACCUUUGCCGUGAAAUUCUGCGUCUGACGAAGCUUGUCGUUGAUGCAAAUAUCCAGUUUCGGUUGGGUAACGUAGAUGCAUUUCAGUUGGCUGAUGGGUUGCAAUACAUCUUUUCACAUGUUGGCCAGUUAACGGGUAUGUACAGAUACAAGUACCGAUUGAUGCGGCAGAUUCGAAUGUGCAAAGAUUUGAAGCAUUUAAUUUAUUAUCGUUUUAAUACUGGGCCCGUGGGCAAGGGUCCUGGAUGUGGCUUUUGGGCACCUAUGUGGAGAGUGUGGUUGUUUUUCCUUCGUGGCAUAGUUCCUCUCCUGGAAAGGUGGCUGGGGAAUUUGCUGGCGAGGCAAUUUGAAGGACGCCAUUCCAAAGGAGUUGCUAAAACAGUGACAAAGCAACGCGUUGAAAGCCACUUUGAUUUGGAGCUUCGUGCUGCUGUGAUGCAUGAUGUCCUUGAUGCAAUGCCUGAGGGUAUCAAAGCAAACAAAGCAAGAACAAUUUUGCAGCAUUUGAGUGAAGCAUGGCGUUGCUGGAAAGCCAAUAUUCCUUGGAAGGUACCUGGUUUGCCAGUUCCAAUUGAGAACAUGAUACUUCGUUAUGUCAAAUCGAAAGCAGACUGGUGGACGAAUGUUGCGCAUUAUAACAGGGAACGUAUUAGAAGGGGAGCCACAGUAGACAAGACCGUAUGCCGAAAGAAUCUUGGAAGAUUGACCCGUCUUUGGUUGAAGGCCGAACAGGAACGCCAGCACAAUUACUUGAAAGACGGUCCCUAUGUGACACCAGAAGAAGCGGUGGCCAUUUACACGACAACUGUGCAUUGGCUGGAAUCUAGAAAAUUUUCUCCGAUUCCUUUUCCUCCAUUGUCUUACAAGCAUGAUACAAAGCUACUUAUCCUUGCCCUGGAAAGGUUGAAGGAGUCCUAUAGUGUGGCUGUUAGGUUGAACCAGCUGCAAAGAGAAGAAUUGGGUUUGAUUGAGCAGGCCUAUGAUAACCCACACGAGGCUUUGUCCCGUAUAAAACGUCAUUUGCUUACACAACGUGCCUUUAAAGAAGUUGGCAUCGAGUUCAUGGAUUUGUAUAGCUAUCUGAUUCCUGUCUAUGAGAUUGAGCCUCUUGAGAAGAUCACUGAUGCAUAUUUGGACCAGUACCUGUGGUACGAGGGUGAUAAACGCCACCUUUUCCCAAAUUGGAUUAAACCGGCUGACUCAGAACCACCACCAUUGUUGGUGUACAAAUGGUGUCAGGGAAUAAAUAACUUACAAGGGAUAUGGGACACUAGUGAGGGACAAUGCGUGGUCAUGCUGCAGACCAAGUUCGAGAAGUUUUUUGAAAAGAUCGAUCUAACCAUGCUGAACAGGCUUCUGCGUUUGGUUCUUGACCAUAAUAUUGCCGAUUAUGUCACUGCAAAGAAUAAUGUUGUAUUAUCAUACAAAGAUAUGAGUCAUACAAACUCUUAUGGGCUCAUACGUGGCCUGCAGUUUGCUUCAUUUGUUGUGCAGUACUAUGGGCUUGUUUUGGACCUUCUGCUUCUUGGUUUGACUCGUGCUAGUGAGAUAGCUGGACCACCGCAUAUGCCGAACGAGUUUAUUACUUAUCAUGAUACCAGAGUGGAAACACGGCAUCCAAUUCGGCUGUACUCAAGAUAUAUUGAUAAAGUGCAUAUAUUGUUCCGCUUCACUCAUGAAGAGGCUAGGGAUCUUAUCCAGCGGUAUCUUACGGAACAUCCAGAUCCCAAUAAUGAAAAUAUGGUUGGUUAUAACAAUAAGAAAUGCUGGCCGAGAGAUGCCAGAAUGCGGCUCAUGAAGCAUGAUGUGAAUCUUGGAAGAAGUGUUUUUUGGGAUAUGAAAAACCGUCUUCCACGGAGUAUUACCACCCUCGAAUGGGAGAACAGCUUUGUGUCUGUGUACAGCAAAGAUAAUCCAAACUUGCUUUUCAGCAUGUGUGGUUUUGAAGUGCGUAUAUUGCCCAAGAUACGAAUGACCCAGGAAGCUUUUAGCAACACAAGAGAUGGAGUUUGGAAUCUGCAGAAUGAGCAGACAAAAGAGCGUACUGCUGUUGCUUUCUUAAGGGUAGAUGAUGAACACAUGAAGGUAUUUGAGAACCGAGUGAGGCAAAUUCUCAUGUCCUCAGGUUCAACAACUUUCACGAAGAUUGUUAACAAGUGGAAUACGGCACUUAUAGGACUCAUGACAUAUUUCCGUGAAGCAACUGUGCACACACAAGAAUUGCUGGAUCUGCUAGUAAAAUGUGAAAAUAAGAUCCAAACUCGUAUUAAGAUUGGGUUGAACUCAAAGAUGCCUAGCAGGUUUCCCCCAGUUAUCUUCUACACACCUAAAGAAAUUGGAGGGCUUGGAAUGUUGUCUAUGGGCCAUAUCUUGAUUCCCCAGAGUGACCUUCGGUAUAGUAAGCAGACUGAUGUUGGGGUAACACAUUUUAGGAGUGGAAUGAGUCACGAGGAAGAUCAAUUGAUUCCUAAUCUGUAUAGAUACAUUCAGCCAUGGGAGAGUGAGUUCAUUGAUUCUCAGCGUGUGUGGGCUGAAUAUGCUUUGAAGAGGCAGGAAGCACAGGCCCAGAAUCGGCGGUUAACCUUGGAGGAUUUGGAAGAUUCAUGGGAUCGUGGGAUUCCUCGAAUCAACACUUUGUUUCAGAAAGAUCGCCACACUCUUGCAUAUGACAAAGGAUGGCGAGUGAGAACAGACUUUAAGCAGUAUCAGGUACUGAAGCAGAAUCCAUUCUGGUGGACGCACCAGAGGCAUGAUGGGAAAUUGUGGAACUUGAACAAUUACAGAACUGACGUUAUUCAGGCUCUGGGAGGAGUCGAAGGAAUCCUUGAACAUACUUUGUUCAAGGGAACAUACUUCCCAACGUGGGAGGGUCUAUUCUGGGAGAAGGCUUCAGGAUUUGAGGAGUCCAUGAAGUAUAAGAAAUUAACUAACGCACAGCGGUCUGGACUUAACCAAAUUCCUAACAGGAGGUUUACGCUUUGGUGGUCGCCUACUAUAAACAGAGCAAAUGUAUAUGUUGGUUUCCAAGUACAGCUGGAUCUCACGGGGAUUUUCAUGCAUGGAAAGAUACCAACUCUAAAGAUAUCUCUAAUUCAGAUAUUCCGUGCCCACUUGUGGCAGAAGAUACACGAAAGUGUGGUGAUGGAUCUUUGCCAGGUUUUGGAUCAAGAGCUGGAUGCACUAGAGAUCGAGACCGUACAGAAAGAAACCAUCCACCCUCGAAAGAGUUACAAAAUGAACAGCUCAUGUGCUGAUAUACUACUCUUUGCUGCCCAUAGAUGGCCCAUGUCAAAGCCUAGUCUUGUUGCUGAGUCAAAGGAUGUGUUUGACCAAAAGGCUAGUAAUAAAUAUUGGAUAGACGUGCAGCUAAGGUGGGGUGAUUAUGAUUCCCAUGAUAUUGAGCGGUACACCAGGGCGAAGUUUAUGGACUAUACGACGGACAAUAUGUCGAUAUAUCCAUCACCAACUGGGGUUAUGAUUGGACUUGAUUUAGCUUAUAAUCUGCAUUCUGCAUUUGGAAACUGGUUCCCUGGGUCUAAGCCACUGCUUGCUCAGGCCAUGAACAAGAUCAUGAAGUCCAAUCCAGCGUUGUAUGUGCUGAGAGAACGUAUUAGGAAAGGGCUGCAAUUGUAUUCUUCAGAACCUACAGAACCUUACCUGUCAUCUCAAAAUUAUGGGGAGAUAUUCAGCAAUCAGAUAAUCUGGUUUGUGGAUGACACGAAUGUGUAUCGUGUCACGAUACACAAGACGUUUGAGGGAAAUCUCACAACAAAACCUAUCAAUGGUGCCAUUUUCAUAUUCAACCCUAGAACUGGCCAACUAUUUCUGAAGGUCAUUCACACGAGUGUAUGGGCUGGGCAAAAGCGUCUUGGUCAGCUGGCCAAGUGGAAAACUGCUGAAGAAGUUGCUGCCCUAGUCCGGUCCUUGCCUGUUGAAGAGCAGCCGAAACAAAUAAUUGUGACACGGAAAGGAAUGUUGGAUCCUCUUGAAGUGCACUUGCUCGAUUUCCCAAAUAUUGUCAUCAAAGGAAGUGAGUUGCAGCUGCCGUUCCAAGCCUGCUUGAAGAUUGAGAAAUUUGGUGAUCUGAUCCUGAAGGCCACAGAGCCCCAGAUGGUCUUGUUCAACAUAUAUGACGACUGGUUGAAGACUAUAUCAUCAUACACAGCUUUUUCGAGGCUGAUAUUGAUUUUGCGAGCUCUUCAUGUCAACAAUGAGAAGGCAAAGAUGUUGCUGAAGCCUGACAAGACUAUCAUCACCGAGCCCCACCAUAUCUGGCCGUCUUUAUCAGAUGACCAGUGGACAAAGGUUGAAGUUGCCCUCAGAGAUCUGAUCCUUUCUGACUAUGCCAAGAAGAACAACGUGAACACGUCGGCAUUGACCCAAUCAGAAAUCCGUGAUAUAAUUCUUGGAGCAGAGAUCACUCCGCCUUCACAACAGCGACAACAAAUUGCGGAAAUUGAGAAACAGGCAAAGGAGGCCAGUCAGCUCACAGCAGUCACUACUCGAACAACAAAUGUGCAUGGUGAUUCCAUCAUUGUCACGACUAUCAGUCCUUACGAACAGGCUGCUUUCGGGUCGAAAACUGACUGGCGUGUCCGAGCUAUAUCAGCCACCAAUCUCCAUCUUCGCGUCAAUCACAUAUAUGUGAACUCAGAGGACAUUAAGGAAACGGGGUAUACUUACAUCAUGCCCAAGAAUAUCUUGAAGAAGUUCAUUUGCAUUGCUGACCUGCGCACUCAGAUUGCUGGUUACCUUUAUGGAGUAAGUCCUCCGGACAACCCCCAGGUGAAGGAGAUCCGCUGUAUCGCCAUGCCGCCACAGUGGGGUACACACCAGCAGGUUAAUCUACCAUUGGCACUUCCUGAGCAUGAUUUCCUGAAUGACUUGGAGCCUUUAGGAUGGUUGCACACACAGCCAAAUGAGCUUCCUCAGCUGUCACCACAGGAUCUUGUGAGCCAUGCUAGUAUCUUGGCAAACAACAGACAAUGGGAUGGAGAGAAAUGCAUAAUUCUGACUUGCAGUUUCACUCCUGGUUCUUGCUCAUUAACUGCAUACAAGCUAACUCCAUCAGGGUAUGAAUGGGGUAAGAGUAAUAAGGAUGCACCUGCCAAUCCACAUGGUUAUCUGCCGACUUACUACGAGAAAGUUCAGAUGCUUUUGAGCGACCGUUUCCUCGGUUUCUACAUGAUACCUGACAACCGUCCUUGGAACUACAACUUUAUGGGCGUAAAACAUGCUCCAGGCAUGACAUACGGGUUGAAGCUGGGCACACCCCAUGAAUACUACCAUGAGGACCACCGCCCCACCCAUUUCCUGGAGUUCAGCAACCUUGAGGAAGUAACCCCUUUCUCUCUCCUCGCCAUUACCCUUCAGAGAAGAAAGCAUCAUCUCGUUCGGUGGGACCAGUCUUUUGGCGAUAAUGAUUUCCAGCGUCUGCUGGUGGUGGUGGUGGUGGCUGCGGCUGCUCAUGUGGGGAUCGGGGAUGCCGGGGACGAUGAUCAUAACCUAGGCGUCGGAGGUGGAAAGUGA